UCCCAGGUUUCCUACUUUGGGUUUCCAAGAAGCAAGGACCUCCACAAGAAGUGGAUUGUUGCCAUCAAAAGAGACGAAGGGAAGCAUUUCAAGGUUACCCAGUCCACUAAAGUGUGCUCAAAGCACUUCAAGGAAGAACAGUACCUGCCUGGUUAUGUGAAUGGCCGAAGGUUUCUAAAGGAAGGUGUUGUGCCAUCCGUAUUUAGGUUUUCGGUCACUAAAGUGCCUAGAAGGACACUCCACAGAAACGCCACUGCACCACUGAGCAGUCCAGUGAACGUGGCAGCUGCAGUUGGAGAUGAAGCAGGCACACCAAGCUGCGAGGACCAGCUCCCACCAGACCCAAAUGCAUCCCUGCUACCUCAAGAGGAAGUAGCCGAACAAGCUGCCCUGGUUAGACGGCUUACAUCUGACCUUGAGAAGUCUCAGGAAGAGCUCAGUAAAGCUCAAAGAGAAGUUCUGAAACUCAAGAGGCACAUAGAACUUCUAGAAGAAGAGAACAAAAAACUAAAACAGAAAGUAAGCCGCAAGUUUUCCAUCGAGUGCUCUAAGGAUGCCCCAGAGGACGUCCAGUUUUACACGGGACUGCCCGAUUAUGGAACAUUCAUGUUUUUGCUCAAGUUUGUGGACCCAGGCCAGAACGGAGAGAAUGUGAAGCUGUGGUCAGUAUCCUACUCUCAGGACAGCAAGCAAGGUCGGCCCCGAAGCUUGCCCCCUCACGACGAACUCUUCCUUAUCUUGGUUCGCCUGCGCCUUGGACUGUUUGAGAAGGACUUGGCCUUCCGAUUUGGAAUUUCUAUUGGCACGGUUUCGCGCCUGUGCACAACAUGGAUUAGCUACUUAUACAUGCACUUUGCAAGACUAGACUUAUGGGCAACGCGGCAGCAGGUUGAUGAGGACAUGCCACCUGCCUUUAAGGAGAAGUAUCCUACGGCAAGGGUGAUCCUGGAUGCGACAGAAAUCAAGUGCCAGGUGCCCAGCUCACUUGUUCUCCAGUCGGCAAGUUUCUCCACAUACAAGUCUACAAAUACCUUCAAAGGACUUGUAGGCAUCUCUCCAGACGGAGCUGUGACGUUUGUGUCACAGCUUUUUUUAGGCUCGAUGUCCGACAAGGAGUGUGUGAGACAGAGCGGGUUUCUGCAGCUUGCUUUUGACCAGCGUGACUCGGUCAUGGCCGAUAAAGGGUUCCUGAUAUCAGAUCUGCUAACAGAGAUUAAUGUGGAACUCAACAUCCCCCCGUUCCUUGGCCAGGGAACCUUCACAGAGAAUGAGGUGAAGGAAACGGAAAACAUAGCAUCACUGCGAAUACACGUCGAAAGAAGGAUUCAGCGUAUCAAGAGCUUCCACAUCUUUGAUCGUGCAAUCCCACUGUCAUUGGGGCCAGUGGUGAAUGAGAUAUGGACCAUCUGCACGAUUCUAACAAACUUUCAGGGCCCUUUGCUACGCCAGCAAGACAGUGGCAAUGUGGACUAGCAGUGUGUAAACGCCAUGUCCAUGUGUGUUUGGGAGGAUUCUUGCUUGGAUCAAAAAACUUUUAACUUUGUUUCUAUCUGUGCUUUACAUAUGCUCUAAAUCAAGUGUAAUAAA
Ixodes scapularis (black-legged tick) is the source of this 1587-nucleotide messenger RNA. RefSeq lists its product as uncharacterized. The annotation marks the transcript as partial. The transcript has a single exon. The record is from RefSeq and is a predicted model, not a curated record. NCBI's taxonomy places the organism in Eukaryota, Metazoa, Arthropoda, Arachnida, Ixodida, Ixodidae.